AUGCUGACACUAAUCGGGAACCUUGCUCUUAUCCUCCUGAUAUCUGUAAGUCCAUCACUGAAAACACCAAUGUAUUUCUUCUUGUGCAACCUCUCCUCUCUUGACAUUAUCUAUACAUCUGUGUCUUCUCCAAAGCUGAUCCACAUCUUUGCCACCAAUAAUGGAAGAAUUUCCUUCACAGAAUGUAUUUUACAGCUUUUCUUUUUUGUUUCUUUUUGGAACACUGAAUAUUUUCUGCUAACAGUGAUGUCUUAUGACCGUUAUGUGGCCAUUUGCAAGCCGUUGCAUUAUAAAAUGAUUAUGAACUGGACUCUGUGCACCAUAGCAGCUGGGACAUCAUAUUUAGGCAAUGCUAUUAAUCCAUUGAUGUUUGCCCUGCUUACUUCUAAAUACUCAUUCUGUCACUCUGAUCAGAUCGAUCAUUUCUUUUGCGAAAUAAGAUCAUUGCUGGCACUCUCUUCUAGUAAUACCUCUAGCAUAGAGAUGGUUCUUUUUGUGGAAGAUAUCUGUUUGGUAUUUUUUACAUUUUUAAUGAUUCUGACCUCCUAUGUUUGCAUUAUCUAUGCUGUGUUUAAGGUACGUACUUUCAAAGGUCGCCGUAAAGCAUUUUCCAGCUGCUCCUCCCAUCUCAUGACUGUUAUGUUAUUUUAUGGACCGAUCAUCUUCUUGUACAUAAAACCAGAGACUGAACAUUCUAAGGAACAGGACAAGGUGCUUUCUCUGCUUUAUGUGGCUGUUGUACCAAUGUUAAACCCAUUUGUUUAUACUCUAAGAAACAUGGAGGUUAUAGGAGCUAUAAGAAAAGUAAUGCAUAUCAGAUAA
Molecule: messenger RNA, 822 nt
Organism: Staurois parvus
Lineage: Eukaryota; Metazoa; Chordata; Amphibia; Anura; Ranidae
Source: the annotation of a GenBank genome assembly